AUGUGCCUCUAUGAUUGCCGAGCCCUCAGAGAGAAAAAGUAUUUCCCCGAUGGUGUGUACUGGCUACCGAUCGGAGCCGCAGUCAGGGGUACAGCAUGCAUCACAGAGAGACUGGAGACCCUAUGCAGGAGUUUAGAUGUCAAGCUCCUCAUGGCACCGUCUCUUCCUAAGACAAAAGACCAAUGGAAGAACCUGCUCAGUACACUCAUCGCACAGACAUAUCCAAGGUCCCUCCUGGUCCUCGAUGAUGUUUGGGAUCAAGACGUGAUUGGUGCAUUUGAAGUCUGCUCUACGGUUGUCGUCACAACACGAGACAAAGGUCUUCACUCAUGUGCAUUAGGUCGCAAGGAAGAAAUCGUUCUGUUUGAAGGUUUUUCUGAACCGCAGUCAUUGCAGGCUCUGUCGGAAUGGACGAUGACUUCGCCUAGCGAUCUUCCCCCACAAGCAGCUCACAUCCACCAGCUUAGCCACGGCUCCCCACUCGUCAUCUCCAUCAUCGGCAGUCUUCUUCGAGAGCAUGGACAUCGAUGGGAGUACUACGUGACGCAGCUUGAAGAGAAAAAUCUGAAGAAGUUGUCGACGGCUCGAGAUGCAAUCCAUCUCAGUGUGGAAGAGCUGCCGUCUCGCGAUGAAGUCAUGAGACUCUUCUCUUGGUUUGCAGUGUUCGAUCAAGGAACGAGGUUGUCAUCAAAGAUUCUUAGCAUGCUGGAGGGGUGUUCAACAGAAGAAAUAGAAGAUCGAAUGAAGAUACUUACUCAACGACAUCUUGCGAUCUCCGGUUGUCACUCAGACGACAAAGAUCAAAUCUUUUGGCUUCAUGAUCUGGUUUAUGAUUAUCUAGUGUCAGAGAAGGUGGCAAAUGACAAGGACGUCGGGAUGAGCAAUGAGUUCAGGUCGUUGAUGGUCUUUAAUCGCUUCCGGGCUUGCAGGAGAGAUAUGAUCCAGACUAGUCUAUGCUUACCUCAGGUCUCCGAGGUACACAGGAGAGCAAAGGCAGCUAGUGCAGCCAGAGCCUCCAAAAAUGGUUUCUAUGUGGCAGAAGUGGUUGAUAAACGUACUUUGCUUUCAAGUGUGACACAUAGCCCUGCAGGUAAAUAUGCUACGUGUGCCAAACUGUUACCAAGUGGCAAGGAAAUUCUUACGGCUGGUUAUGGCGGACAAGUGCAGAUUGUCGACAUCAUUGAGGGGAAGGCAAGGAUGCUCAUUCACGGGCACGCAGACAACGUGACGGACUUGAGCGUGAGUUCUGACGGGUCCCUCCUGGCCACCUGCUCUCCAACCAAAGGCGUCUGUAUUUGGGACUUCAGUCGUACAGAUUGCAUUCUGCCACACGUCAAGAACAUCACUUGCGAGGAUUCGGAUCUGAUAAGGUGCAGCUUUGUGGAAUGCAAUGGAGAAACUAAGCUCGUGACUGGAGAUACAUCAGGUUUCCUUAAGGUAUGGGAUUCUUCGUUCAGCUUACAGUACUCGAUCCAAGUUGGGAACACUUCUUUGAUGCAAGCUAAUAGUUCUGACACGGCACUGCUCCCUGGUUCGGCCAUCCUAGCAUGCAGUACUUGUGACAAGAAUAAAUUAGUAGCGUCGUGUGCCAAGGCUGACAAUGUUGUUAGGGUAUUCAACUUGCAAACUGGAAGUCAAAAGUUUGCGAUAGUUCACGAUGCCCAUGUACGUGAUUGUUCGUUUCUUAGCAACGGGCUAAUCGUCACACUUACCUGGUGCUUGCUCAGUGUUUACAACACUAGAGGGCGACAGUUAUCUCGUUGGACAGACAGGGAUGGUAAUGUAAACUUCUGUAAUCUAUCUUGUGCUCAGGGCAAAGAUGGUUACUACAUCGCUGUACAAGGAUCCACGGGGAGUAUAACAGUACUACAUCUAGGCAAGAUGUUUCCACUGACGAACAGAUUGACAGAAUACUAUCGAUUGAAUGUGGGCGGGGUUUAUCGUGACAUCAUCAACAUGUGGAUGGAAUGCAUCAAUGAUGGGAACGGCGCAUGCGGCAACUACUUGGUGACCAAUCAGAGUUGUGGACUCAUUUUGGUGUGGAAGUUUGAGAAGGGUUCCAGACCUCAGAUCGACGGAAGUACUUUUGGCGUCUCCUUCAAAACCGAUGGUAGCAUCCGGGCUUUGGUUGGAAAGAAUCAAAGGAAUUCUCGAAAGUGUUCGAUGCUGCAUUGCUGUGGACAAAACGUCAUUGCCAACAAAGCAAGGACAAUCUACAAAACUAAGGAGUUUGAGACAAUUGACAUGAUCGAGAUAAGCCAAGAUCAUCCCCAUGAUAUCAUAUCAUGUACAAGUAGUCAAGUCAAGGUGACCCCUUUACCCCGCUGCGUUACUCGGAAAUCCAACAGGAAAGAUGAUUCGACAACAUUGAAAGAAUUUAGCAUAGUUCCAUCUCAAGAUAAGAUCAUCUUGGCAAAACUCAUCGAUUCUCAUCAUCUCCUCACCGUCUCCAGCGGGACCCAACUUGCAGUUGAAUGCUGGUCGAGAAGUGGGUCUUCAACUGGAAGCCGUCAUAUUGCUUUCCAACAAGCAUUGUCAGCUGACUUAUCACAUGAUCAUAGAAAGCUUGCUGUAGGGUGCUCCAAUAGUACUGUGUUAGUCUUAAAACUAAAUGGUUGCAAAAUUGAUGACUGUGACCCUACCAUGCUUGAGGUCGAUGGCUUCCGGGUCACAAGAUGUGUCUUUUCACCCAAUGAUAAACUGCUGGCAGUUUCAGGCGACAGAAAAGUCACGGUGUUUGAUAUAGAGUGCCGUACCCAGUUAGCAAAGAGCAGUCACAAGACGACGAUUUCUAGUAUUAGGUUCACUCCAGAUAGCGAGAUGUUAUUCCUUGUAGUAGGUGGAUCCAUAAUGCUUUGUGAGUCCGAUACGUUGUGUAAACGAAGCAAACACACAGUCUAUGCUGAGGUGUCAGACUAUCACUUCUCAGCUGAUGGUACUAUGCUUGUCACAGCUGGAGCCGUUAAACGCUUUGAUAAAGGCUACUUAGAAUGGUGGCGAAUCGACACAAAAUCAGGGGCCAUUUCGCAGCUUCAAAAGUUCAUGAUUAACAACCGCAUCAAACGUGUCGUGUGCAAUCAGUACUUCACCGUCUUCGUGACUGUGGAUGAAGUGGACGAAAUCUACGUGCUGCAAAGAAUAGCGCCCUCUGAAGGUCAUGACAAUGGAAAUUAAUUCAGCUCUCGCAGAAGAUCGUAUGGGGGGGGGGGGGUUGAACGAAAAGCACAAUGAGGUUGUCCUACGGCGAAAGUUGCUCUGUGGUCAAUGUCCGACACCAACAAACUUUUUAACUCCAACUCAGGACAAACACUUUACCUACCAUAAGCGUAACCAUUAACUGAACAGAAAUCCUGGGUAUAGCCCUAACCCUACAUCUUUGAAGAAAUAAAGCCAGAAGCAAUAUUAUUAUCAAAGCACCGAUAGCAUUCCUGAAAUCAUUCCACCGUAUAAAAUGGGACUGAUAUUUGUAAUUUUCAAGUCUAAACCAGUACUAUAUUUUCAAUCAAAUCAUGCAUAUAGAGAGUAAAAGUACUUGUCUUCAUUACUCUGACAAACAGUGUUGUUGUUGAGACCUAUGUGGUCUUUUCCAGGAGCAAGGCCAGGAUUAAAGGGUUGAUAACAUUCAUUUAGCGUUCGGAUCUCGUUAUAGAGACUAGGACUAAGACUGAGACAUCAUAAACUCGAGAAUGAGACCGGUACCACUACAUCACUGCGGAAAUAGAGGUGUUAUGAUCUUGUGGUUCAUUCACUUUACUCUCAAUCCUAAGGUUGAGGAUUCAAAUCCCAGCUCGGCCGCAUUACCAUCCUUUGACAAGACUUUAAUACAUUUCCAGUGAUUUUCAAGUCUCCACCCAGGUUUAAUUGAAAUGCUUUCCUGGCAAUAUUAUUGAUGGGGUAAUAGCCUCAUGAAGAACAGCCUUGACUCUUAUGAAACUUUACUGGCUAAACAAAAUAUUAUUCUUAUUACAACAAAAAUUUACUUAGUAGAAUUUCAUCAUUAUUUCCAGAGAACAAGAUCUGGAAGAGUUUUAAAAAAACUGCCCUAGCCAAUAGGUAGCCUUGCAUAUGACCUUUUGACAUGAUUGUGCUGACUCUACAUUGUAUUUUUUACAUUGUAUUUUUUAUGAAGGAAAUACAGUAUCAUAUUUGAAAUUGUAUUUGAGUUGAUUUAUGAAAAUAUUUGCGAUGGUACGUGUUUGUUAGAUAUCAAUAUGUAAAAGGACAUAACUCAAGUGCAAUAUAUUAUGCAUUUAUUACUGUUCUCAGUUAUUAAUAUGAAGAAUUUCCUGUCCUGUGCAAUGAGAAUGAUGACAGUCAUACAAUGUCCCUUAGUCAAACCGACUCCAAACCAACUCCCAAACCUACUCCAAAUCGACUCUAAACCAUCUCCCAUACCGACUCCAAACUGACUCCAAAUCGACUCCAAACCGACUCCAAACCGACUCCAAAUCAAUUCCCAUCCCGACUCCAAACCGACUCUAAACCAUCUCCCAAACCUACUCCAAACCGACUCUAAACCAUCUCCCAUACCGACUCCAAAUCGACUGUAAACCGAAUCAAUGCCCAUCCCGACUCCAAACCGUUCUCAGUUAAUAAUAUGAAGAAUUUCCUGUCCUGUGCAAUGAGAAUGAUGACAGUCAUACAAUGUCCCUUAGUCAAACCGACUCCAAACCAACUCCCAAACCUACUCCAAAUCGACUCUAAACCAUCUCCCAUACCGACUCUAAACUGACUCCAAAUCGACUCCAAACCGAGUCCAAACCGACUCAAAUCAAUUCUCAUCCCGACUCCAAACCGACUCUAAACCAUCUCCCAAACCUACUCCAAACCGACUCUAAACCAUCUCCCAUACCGACUCCAAAUCGACUCUAAACCGACUCCAAAUCAAUGCCCAUCCCGACUCCAAACCGACUCCAAACCAAUUCCUAUCACGACUCCAAACCGACUCCAAACCGACCAUUCCUAGCCUUUGGGGUAAUGCUAUUUUUUUCUCGGUCUUGUGUCGGUCUCGUCGGUAUGACUGGGGUAUAAGAAAUCUAAUAGAACUUAGAUUGUUUGGUUGUCUUCUUCUUUUUUAUUUAUGCCAUAACUAUUGAUAGAUUACUGAAUGCUAUUUUUACUAUGCAAAAGACACAAACAUAUUUAGAAUAUUUAUUCAAUCUUUAUUUCAUUUUUACGAGGUCAUAAUAUUAACAUUCCAAGUCUUGCCACACUGUAACAAACAAUUUGGUUGUAGGUCUUUGUCAAAUUGCAUGUAAUGCUUAAUGCAUAAUGUGAAAUGCACUUAUCAAUUGAUGUAGAUAGAAUGAUAUAGAUGAAAUUUUAAACUAACAGUACAAUAAUAUUUAUUGCUAAAUGCAGGGACAUGGUAUCAUUUAUUCAAGUGUUAAAUCUUCCUCUAUCUUUCUUUUCAUUUUUCUAGCCUGAAUUUGUGUUGGUCGAGCACAUUUAUUUUCUUCGGUUUUAAGAUAAUACAAUUAUAAUGGAGCUUUAAUGCAAUACUAACAAUGACACCAAAGAAAACAUUCACAAUUUUAAAUUUAUUUAUAUCCUUCAGUCCGACUCAUUCCUUGUUUGUAGUAUUAUUGACUGAAAAUACAAAUGUUGGUUGGUCUUGUGUCAUUUCUUGAUCCUAUAUCUUUGUGUUUUCUUCUUGCCAUCGAAUGCUGCCACAGUACAGAUAAUCUUUUGGUGUCUUGUAAACUAAACAUGAUUGAAUAUAAUAAUAUAUAUAUAGCGAUUAUGCAGAUAGCGAACCAUUGAAAUUCGCAAUUUGUUUUACAGCUUAUAAAAGGCCAUCUUUUAAUAUAACUUAAUACAUAUAAUUCCCAAUGUACACGAGGCGUUAUUUCUAUUGCGCCACGGAAGGACAUUCAGGCAUAUUUAAUGCACAGAAUACAGAACAGUCUUGGGGCAAUCUCUAGCCACAGACGCAACCCUCAGAAGCAAGGGUAUGAUUGCCUUGGUCUCGGAUCAGUCCGAAAACUACUUUAAACUGCCGUAAAUAUCUUUACAUUUUAAACAAUGCCUUGAACCAGGACAUCUCCGUGCGCAAUCGACUUUUGUUUACUGCUUACUGUGGCAUGAUUAUUUUUAUUACCCCCAUCAUUGGAUUCAAUUGUUAAUCCGCACGUGAUAGUGCACACGCUGCGCUCCUUGGGGAGUAUUCCGGUCAGGCGCCAAUUGCAAGCGCACACAUGCUAAUCUAGCCACAUCAACGUGUGUACGUUCAAGUUCUAUUGAAGUUCUAUGUAAUUGAACAAUCAGAUGGCAACAUUUGCGGUAGUAUAAUAUUGCCCAGUGUACAUCAGGCAUGGUUUUAUUGUCUGCAAAACUGAGACGGAACUUAGAUGCAUAAAUAAAUAUCAACAAAACUGCUUUUAAUAAAAUGAAGAAAAAAAAACUACUCUGUAAUGCAUUGUUAAAUAUGGUUUUACAAGAUUACAAUUUGAACGGGCUAGUUUUAGAAAUAAGUUUGUUGGUGUAUUGUAUCAAUUUCAUGUCUCUAAAUGAGUAUCAUAAAUACAUGUAUUGCUCUGCUGUUUGAUCGAUUCGCCAAAUCAUAUUUUGGGGGAAACUAUGUUUGAUGUACUCGUAUAUUCAUUGUCGUGCCUACAUUUGUUAGCCGUUCUAUUACCAUACUCUGGGAAUUAUGUCUGUUUCAGAAGAGUCUAGUGUUAAUUAGCAGGUGGGCUAGUCCCCAAUGCAAACUCAGUAUCAGACUCAGUUUAUUGUGGUUCGACAAAUAACCAUUGUAUUUUGCAUAAUUUACCGAUAUAUUCGUGAAUCUUUCAAAUGUGAUUUGUCUAUUUUUUGUUUGUAUAAACCAGCCAACAGUAAAUUAUCUGAAGAUUGUUCUUUCAGUAUGACUUGUAAAUGUUCUAAAGAAAAGAAAUGUAAUAAAUGUGAUGUUUCGUGUCGGUCAUCAGGUCAUAAUUUUA
Messenger RNA from Strongylocentrotus purpuratus (purple sea urchin), 6941 nucleotides. Its product is annotated as apoptotic protease-activating factor 1. Gene Ontology annotation, molecular function: ADP binding; protein binding. Bases 1 to 3174 code for a protein of 1057 amino acids. NCBI's taxonomy places the organism in Eukaryota, Metazoa, Echinodermata, Echinoidea, Camarodonta, Strongylocentrotidae. The record is from RefSeq and is a predicted model, not a curated record. The transcript has 19 exons.